UUAACCUACACAACCAAAAACCACACACCCUUUCUUGUUUCUCCCUCUUUCAAGAUUAGGGUUUUCGUCUUCAAGAAAACACCAUGAGCGAUCAGAGGCAAACAGGGAAGGUGAAAUGGUUUAGUGACCAAAAGGGGUUUGGUUUCAUAACCCCUGAUGAUGGCGGUGAUGAUCUAUUUGUUCACCAAUCUUCCAUCAAAUCUGAAGGGUAUCGCAGCCUUGGAGACGGCGAAGAGGUUGAGUUUGAGAUUGAAAACUCUGACGAUGGCCGUACUAAGGCUGCUAAUGUCACUGCUCCUGGUGGAAACCCAGUUCAGGGCAUCCGAUCCAGUGGUGGAUAUGGUGGUGGUGGUGGUGGGUAUGGAGGCGGAGGCGGCGGCCGGGGAGGACGAGGUGGAGGCUACGGAGGUAGUGGAGGAUAUGGAGGUGGUAGCGGCGGGUAUGGGGGUGGAGGUUAUGGCGGCGGUCGGAGAGGAGGUGGUGGUGGAGGAUACGGAGGGAGUGGUGGUGGUGGUGGUGGGUAUGGCGGAGGAGGCGGUGGAGGUUGUUAUAGUUGCGGGGAGUCGGGGCAUAUGGCCAGGGACUGUCCACAAGGUGGCGGUGGCGGUGGAGGUGGUGGAAGGUAUGGUGGUGGAAGCGGCGGUGGAGGAGGUGGAGGAGGGUGUUACAACUGCGGCGGUACUGGCCAUUUUGCCAGGGAGUGUCCUAAUAGUGGACGUUGAUUUUAGGGUAUGGAGUGGAAAUAGUAAAAAGGAGACUUGAUUUUUAUCAAGUCUUCCUCUUUACUGAUUUAUUUCCACCUCUUUUACCUUUGCUUUUGCAUUUAGUGGUGUUGUCUUUUAGGUGGUCUUUUCUCGGUGACUCAUUCUAGUGUUUGGGCUUAAUGGGUUCCUUGCUCUAUCCAAGUGUCUUGAUGUUGUUUUAAGGUUUUUAAUGGUGGUGAUUGUCUGUCUGUUUGGUUUCAAGUUGCUAGAAGGUUUCAAAUCGGUAUGAUGGUGAUAGGUCUUAAGUAGUAGGGGGCAGUAGAGAGGGAUUGGAUCUUGGUGAAGGAAACAAUUAUCUUGUUCUAAGCUGUAAUCUCUCACUGUUUUUAUACACAAUAUAUAUGAAUAUACAUGCUGGUUUGAUUCAA
This is a messenger RNA of Populus nigra (black poplar), 1132 nucleotides long. RefSeq names its product glycine-rich protein 2-like. Lineage: Eukaryota; Viridiplantae; Streptophyta; Magnoliopsida; Malpighiales; Salicaceae. Gene Ontology annotation, molecular function: nucleic acid binding; zinc ion binding. The transcript has a single exon. The record is from RefSeq and is a predicted model, not a curated record. Bases 84 to 722 code for a protein of 212 amino acids.